AACAUACCCACCACAAAUUGGGAUAACCAUAUCUCCCCGUGCCACCAUGGCGGCAGCGCCACCGCGACCACCGCCCCCUCUGUUUCCACCGUCGACGCCCCUAACCUCUUCUUCUGCUGCUUUUUCAUUCACGCCUUCGUCUCUCUUCUUUUACAGCCUCCCUAUUUGUAACCCCAAACUCUCAGAAUCUUGGUCCUCCUUAUCGCCGUCAAUUACCGCUACUAGUUGUUAUUGCUCGUCUUCACAAAUUCCGGUUGCCGGAUUUCAUCAGCCUGCAAUUCCGGCGCACUCGAUUUUGCUCUUCACCGGCAUUGAAUCUCCCAGGGUCGACACUCAGACUUUCAUCGUUUCUGUCAGCGUGUUGGUCGCCAUAGCACUCUCUCUUUUUCUCGGCUUUAAGGGUGAUCCUGUGCCGUGUGACAGAUGUGCCGGGAACGGUGGGACUAAAUGCGUAUUCUGCACCGAUGGCAAGAUGAAGGUCGAAUCGGGGCUCGUAGAUUGCAAAGUUUGCAAGGGUGCAGGAUUGAUUCUGUGCAAGAAAUGUGGAGGCUCUGGAUAUUCGAAACGCCUGUGACAAUAUUUUUUCCAGGUCUGUAAUUUAUUUAUCCUUUGUUGCUUGCUAUUGAUGGUAAUUUUUUGUUUUUGGUUCAUUCCUGUGAAUUUAUCAAAAGGAGGCAUGGAGUUAAAUAAAAACAAGAUUUAGUAGAA
Molecule: messenger RNA, 708 nt
Organism: Andrographis paniculata
Lineage: Eukaryota; Viridiplantae; Streptophyta; Magnoliopsida; Lamiales; Acanthaceae
Product: protein SPA, chloroplastic
Exons: 3
Coding region: 47-574 (175 amino acids)
Source: RefSeq, a predicted model, not a curated record